Acipenser ruthenus (sterlet) is the source of this 4112-nucleotide messenger RNA. RefSeq names its product tripartite motif-containing protein 16-like. Bases 64 to 1743 code for a protein of 559 amino acids. The transcript has 6 exons. The record is from RefSeq and is a predicted model, not a curated record. NCBI's taxonomy places the organism in Eukaryota, Metazoa, Chordata, Actinopteri, Acipenseriformes, Acipenseridae. Gene Ontology annotation, molecular function: zinc ion binding; protein binding.
AUCAGCACAGUGAAGUUUUGUUUCUUGUGAAAUCGUCAGUCUCUCUGUCUCACUGCAGCAGAAAUGGCAGAAGCGAAUAUUCUGGUAGCGCAUGACCAGUUUAGCUGUUCAGUGUGUCUGGAGCUAUUGAAGGACCCAGUCACUACAGCAUGUGGACACAGUUACUGUAUGGGGUGUAUUAAGAACUGCUGGGAUCAGACUGAUCAUACAGGUGUCUACAGCUGCCCCCAGUGCAGAGAGACCUUUACCCCAAGGCCUGUUCUGCGCAGAAACACCAUGCUGGCUGAAGUUGUGGAGAAAUUAAAAAAGACAGGACUCAAACCUCCUCCUGCUCAAAGUUAUGCUGGACCUGGAGAUGUGCCGUGUGAUUUCUGCACUGGGAGAAAGUUCAAAGCUGUGAAAUCUUGUUUGACGUGCCUGGCCUCUUACUGUGAAACACACGUCAAGCCACACUAUGAGGGGGCUGCUUUCAAGAGGCACAAGCUGAUCAAUGCAAUUGGAAAUCUGGAGCAGAAGCUUUGUGCUGAACACCAGCGAUUAUGUGAGGUCUUCUGUAGAACUGAUCAGACCUGUAUUUGCUUGUUGUGUACACAAGGUAAACACAGGAGCCAUGAUACAGUCUCCACUGAGACAGAAAGGACUGGGAAACAGAAGCAGCUUGGAGAGACACAGACAGAAAUACAACAGAGAAUCAAGGAGAGACUGAAAGAAGUGGAGAAGCUGAAACAGGCUGUGAAGUUACUUAAAAGAUCUACAUGCAUAGAAAUAAAGGAAAAUGAGAAGAUCUUUACUGAGCUGAUCCGAUCCAUUGAGAAGAUCCACAUUGAGGUUAUUGAGCUGAUUGGAGCUAACAAGAAGGCUGCAGUGAAUCAGGCUGAAGGACGCAUGAAGAAACUGGAGCAGGAGAUUGCUGAGCUAAGGAGGAGAAACAUUGAGGUGAAACAGCUUUCAGAGACAGAGGAUCACAUCCAUUUUCUACAGAAUUUCCAGCCUCUCUGUGCCCCUCCUGAAGCUGGAGACUUACCCAGCGUUACUGUCAAUACAGACAUCUAUUUUGGGGCUGUGAGGAAAGCUGUAUCUGAACUUAAAGACCAUAUUGAGGACUUCUGCAAGGAGGAAUUAGUCAAAAUAACCAAAACAGUGUAUGAAGUUUCAGUUUACAGUCUGCAGGCACCAGAGCCAAGGAACAGAGCUGAGUUUUUAAAAUAUUCCUGUCGGCUCACACUGGACCACAACACAGCGCAUAAAAACCUCCGUCUGUCUGAAGGGAACAGAAAGGUGACCCAGAAAAGAGAGACCCAGCGAUGUCCUGAUCACUCAGAGAGAUUUGACUACUGGCCCCAAGUGCUUUGCAGAGAGGGUUUGUCUGGGACUCGCUGUUACUGGGAGAUUGAGUGCAGUGGGGGAGGGGCUUCUAUAGGAGUCACAUAUAAAGGAAUCGACAGGAAAGGAGGGGAUCGUUCCUGUCUUCUUGGAUGUAAUGACAAGUCCUGGAGUUUGUUCUGCUCUGACUCUAGUUUCUCUGCCUGGCACAAUAACAAUCACACUGCCAUAACUGCCCCCCGCUCCCACAGAAUAGGAGUGUAUCUGGACUUUAAUGUUGGCACUCUGUCAUUUUAUGGAGUCUCUGACACAAUGACCCUCCUGCACAGAUUCCAAACCACAUUCACUGACCUGCUCUAUCUUGGGUUUAGACUUGAUUGGUUUUCUGAUUCCACUGUAACAAUCUGCCAGCUGAACUAGACUGUUUAAUGUUGUAAAAGCCCAAUUGAACUGUACUGUACUAAAUGAAACCUGGAACAUUUCCAUUUGAAACACACCCAAUAAAACACAGACAUGACAUUGGUACACUAACAAACAGUGUCACCAAUAAUACAUGUUAGGAAGUGAAGAUGAAAUGCAUGAAGCGGUCUCAAGUGCCAUUAUCCCACAGCGAUACACACUCUGGAGUUUCAUACUGUUAUUAUACAACGGCUAUGAGAGCAAUGGAAAUUAAAAACAACUCACACAUAUAGGAUUAAAGAGAGCCCUGGCGAUGUUCUGAGAGAUCAACACCACUAUGAUGUCACAUAAUGAAUGAAUAGCAGGACAAUCCUUGCCAUUGUAUAAUAAGAUGCAUUCAUCCCACAGCCCUCUUGUGUUAGGGUAACGUGUCCCCUGUCACAUUAUUAGUGUCUAUUCUGUGUCUAGGUGAUGGUUUGACAGGGAUAGGGUCUCUCUUGUCCUUUCCAGCCACAUUCCUACAUUCCCAGAAACCAGCACCCUCAUUGGAUGACUAAUAAACACUCAGAUCAAUUAAAAAGUAGCUGAUUGAUUCACCUGUAAGGCAAGUAAUAAUAAAAUAUACUGAGAUUCAAAAGAAAUGUAUCACUUAUAUUUGAACAUCAAAAGAAACUUACCACUUAUAUUUGGAUAAAAUUCAUUAGAUGUGAUUGAAAAAUGACAAACUCUGUUUUAGAGCAGAUGCAGUGACUUUUUAUUGUGUGGAUUAACAAUUGACAUCACAGAGAUGCUGCAAAAUGAUCUGUCAAUCUUGGGCAGGUGUUGUGACUCUUGGUCUCCCAGUUCAUGGCAUGUCAUUGACAGAGUGUGUCUGGUUAUACCAUCUCGCCAGGUUUGAAAUUGCUGGCUGUGAGCACCCAAGGCGACGAGCCACAGCACGCUGCCCUAGUCCAGCCUCCAACAUGCCAAUCACACGAAGGCGCUGCUGUCUUGACAGAUGUGGCAUAUUGUUUUUUUUUGUGAUUUUGUUUAUUGCUUUAGAGCAGAUGCAGUGACUUUUUAUUGUGUGGAUUAACAAUUGACAUCACAGAGAUGCUGCAAAAUGAUCUGUCAAUCUUGGGCAGGUGUUGUGACUCUUGGUCUCCCAGUUCAUGGCAUGUCAUUGACAGAGUGUGUCUGGUUAUACCAUCUCGCCAGGUUUGAAAUUGCUGGCUGUGAGCACCCAAGGCGACGAGCCACAGUACGCUGCCCUAGUCCAGCCUCCAACAUGCCAAUCACACGAAGGCGCUGCUGUCUUGACAGAUGUGGCAUAUUGUUUUUUUUUGUGAUUUUGUUUAUUGCUUUAGAGCAGAUGCAGUGACUUUUUAUUGUGUGGAUUAACAAUUGACAUCACAGAGAUGCUGCAAAAUGAUCUGUCAAUCUUGGGCAGGUGUUGUGACUCUUGGUCUCCCAGUUCAUGGCAUGUCAUUGACAGAGUGUGUCUGGUUAUACCAUCUCGCCAGGUUUGAAAUUGCUGGCUGUGAGCACGCUGCCCUAGUCCAGCCUCCAACAUGCCAAUCGCACGAAGGCGCUGCUGUCUUGACAGAUGUGGCAUAUUGUUUUUUUUGUGAUUUUGUUUAUUGCUUUAAUUCAAGCUUGCAAUUCAACAGCUGAAAUCACUCCAUAUCCAGUGUCCAAUCAACUGUCUCACUAAUUAGGUGGUUAAGUGCAUAUGCUUCAGUCAUAGUCAUCGAGUGAUUAAAAAGAAACCAAAAAACAUUUCGUCAAUGUCCAUCAUUUACAUACCUUAUUUUUGUUUUAAACAAAUGUGUUAUAAUAGUGAUAAGUUUCUUUUGAUGCUCAGUAUACAUUCAAUUACAAUUUAUGGGGCCGCCAUAUUUUAGUGGCUAUGGCGCUGCCAUAAAUGUGAUUGAAUCCAGGCCGUAGUGUGAGGGAGAAGUGACGUUUCCAAUGUUUCCUGUGUUUACCUGCUUCACCACUGGCUGACUUGUCACACUCUUAUAAAAUAGAAAUUCAAUUCAGUUUAAAUUCAAAUGAAGGUAUUUUCCCUUUUCAAACAAUUGCUGUUUCAUUCUUAAAUGGCAAAGUAUUUUGCAUCUAUAUUAAGAUGAAAAUAUACAGGCCACAGCACAUCAGCACACCACGUAGUUGACAGUAAUAAAUGUGUCUGUGGUGUGAUUUCUCCUAAUAGGCAUGAACUGUGCAUUCAGACUGAUACGGUGUCUGAUUGACCCCUGUCUUCUCACAGCCACAUUCACUCUUCUUGGGAUGAUUACCAGGGUCUGAAUCUUCUUCAUACAAUGACCCCAAAGAUGUGCAUUAUUUUCCAGAUGACAUUUCGGAUUAAGAGAAGUAUACAGAAAGGUGUGAAAGGAGUGAGCUCUGACUUU